AUGCUUACCUCAGAAUUGGGACUCGCAGGCAUUCUUGUAAGCUUCGACUUCAUCGCUGAUAUCUACAUACAAGUGAACAAUUACGUCAUGAAGCCGCUUGAGGAAUAUAUGCUCUUCACUAAAUCAGGUGCCGAUAAUAUUACGGUAAUUCAUCCGCAAGGCUUACGCAGCGCACAAUGUAUUGCUAAAUUUGAUAUAUCAGAGCAACCAUCACAAGAACCAAUGGUCAACGUGAGUUUGAGCGCCGAAGCCUGGGUGGAAGAUCCACCGCAACGUGUACUCUACGUAGCUCAAUUUGGCUAUGACGUUUCCGAGAAGGAAGAUUCCACACAAGUGGUAUUCAUAACGUUGACUUCACUCUUUGUGAUCAUAGUAAUUUGCUGCCUCAUAGAAGUGUACCGCAGUCAUCGAGCUUAUAAGAAACGCAUCGAGCGACAAACUGACGAGGACAUCAUUUGGUCAAAGGAGCAAGCGACGAAAAUGCAUGAGUCGCCAGGGGUAACCGGCACACAAUCGUACGGCUACAAAAAGUUGCCACAAGAUGAAAAGAAGCCAGGCAAUGGAGCGCCACUUGUGGGUAUUUUGAAAAAUGGCAGCACAGCCACAACAGCAGCUGCGGCUGCAGCUGCAACAACGCCGCCGGCCAAGGAGAAUGGAAGUACGAAGAAAAACGGCGAUAUACCACUGGGUCAUAUUGAUGCACGCAUCGAUGAAGAGGAAGAAGACGAUGAUGAUGAUGACAAUGAAGGCGACGAUUUGGUCAGUGCGGCGAACAAAAAAGCGGAAGUGGACAAGAGCUUAGACGAAGCUUUGGAAGCAGAACAGCGUGAAGAGCAGGUGGAGCAGAAAGAGAUUAGUGCGGAUGCAUCACAGAAAGGCGCUCAGGCAGCAAAUGAGGAUAAGACAAGGCAGGCAAGUGGAAAAGAAAUUAGCGCAGAUGCAACUGAAAAAUCGAAUGAAAAACCAAGCGAAGGUGGUGGUGGUGCCACCAACGAAGAAACGAAAACGAAGGAGGGUAGUAAAGAAAUUGCGGAGAAGGACAAGUCGAAUGCAACAGCAGCAACACCGAUAACAAAACAAUGCAGUGGUGCAGACGUUCAAGCAGCAAGCAAAAGCACAGCGUCGACGCCUUUAACGUCAGCGCCGCCACAUAACCCGGAGAAGGAGACUCAAACGCCAGCACAAAUAGGCGGCGAUACGGUGGGUGGCCCACAGCAGCAAGGACAGCAGUCAUCGCCUGCGACUACAAAUGGCACAACAGCCAAUGGCCAUGGCACGGUAAGCAAGCGAUAUUGUGUUGAGAAUGGUGCAGGUUUAGCGUUAAUUGGCUUAGCUCCUUUAUGUUCCAUAAACGAAACCGAUUUAUUGCUUGAAUCAGAUUGAUUUCAUUAUGUAAAUAUGUAUGCAUUAGUGGCAUUUUUUGUUAUUUGUACAUAUCACGCUUGUUUGUUUUUUUACGCUCGUAUAGAAUGCAAGUACUUGCUAAUACAAUACGUAGAUAUAC
This is a messenger RNA of Rhagoletis zephyria (snowberry fruit fly), 1504 nucleotides long. RefSeq names its product nucleolin-like. Lineage: Eukaryota; Metazoa; Arthropoda; Insecta; Diptera; Tephritidae. The record is from RefSeq and is a predicted model, not a curated record.